ACAACCCCCACUUUGGGCUCGUUGGUGUGUUAGCUGGUUUGUUCAGCGUUGAUACGAAAUCGAAUCCCACAACCCCCACUUUGCGAAAAAGGGGUCAAGGCCAAAGAACAAGCGUUGCGUUAUUUGCAUCCUUGCACACCUUCUUCUUCUUCUUCUUCUUCUUUGAUUCGAAAACACAGAUUGUGAUCGUAGGCUGAUAAGGGGAAGGACUAGAAGUCGUCUAGGGCAUGACUGCUGGUGUAGAGUUGACGGAGUCCGGAAGGGUUGCUGGAAUUGUAAUGGAUUUUCCGGCGGAGGAUUUAGUGGCGGAUGCCUCCUCUUCGUCUCCUCCACCGAAGUUGACUCGUAGGCUUCGGCGGCGGCUUCUUGAGGCCAGGAGUCCUUCCACUGCCGAAGAAAUCGAAGCUAAGCUGAGGGAAGCCAAUCUUCGUAGACAGCAAUUCCAUGAAUGGUUGUCGAACAAGGCUCGGCCAAAGCCAAAGAGUCCAUCCUGGUCUUCAUUUCAAGAUGAAGACCUGGGGCAGCGUCUUGAAGCAAAGCUCUAUGCUGCUGAGCAGAAAAGAUUGAGCAUUCUAGCAAAGGCUCAAAUGCGAUUAGCAAGGCUAGAUAGGCUGCGUCAAGCAGCGAAAAUAGGGGUAGAAAUGCGUUAUGAGAAGGAGAGGGAGGAACUUGGCACAAAAGUGGAAUCCCGAGUUCAGCAGGCAGAGGCAAACCGCAUGCUUCUCCUGAAUGCUUACAGACAGCGAAGAGCUGCAGAAAAGGAGAGAACAACACAGUCAUUAUUGCGGAAGAUGGUCCAGGAGAGCAAGUAUAAGGAAUGUGUGCGUGCUGCAAUUUCCCACAAGCGUGCAGCUGCUGAGGCAAAGCGAUUAGGGUUUUUGGAAGCAGAGAAGACAAGGGCACGGGCAAGGGUGUUGCAAGUUCAAAGGGUAGCUAAUUCUGUCUAUCACCAACGAGAGGUUGAAAGAAGAAUGUUGAAGGACAAGUUGGAAGAUCGCCUCCAAAGGGCAAAAAGACGGAGGGCAGAAUAUUUGAGGCAGAGAGGAGGUUUCCAUGGUUCUGUUCAUGCCAAUUGUAAUAAGAUGCACAAGAAAGGGGAUUUGCUUUCAAGAAAAUUGGCAAGGUGCUGGAGACGGUUCCUGAAGUUGAAGAGAACUACAUUUUCCUUGGCAAAAGCUUAUAAUACACUAGAAAUUAAUGAAAAAUCUAUUAUGUUAAUGCCAUUUGAGCAGCUUGCUCUACAGAUAGAGUCACCUUCUACCCUUCAGACCGUAAAAGCUCUACUUGACCGAUUUGAAAGCUGGUUUACUGUUUCAUGUGCUACUUCUAACCCAUCCAGUUUUGAUAACAUUGAUCACCUGCUCAGAUGCCUUGGCUCCCCUGUACAAAGGUGUACACGUAAUAACACAUCCAAGGGCAAAGGGGCAAAGCAAGUGGUCUCCAAUAAAGAAGCAGAUACGAAUCCAGUUCAAUUGUCGAGGUAUCCAGCGAGAGUGGUGCUCUGUGCUUACAUGAUUUUGGGUCAUCCAGAUGCAGUUUUCAGUGGGCAGGGGGAGCAUGAGAUUGCUCUUGCUGACUGUGCCAGAAAAUUUGUUCAAGAAUUUGAAAUGUUGAUCAAGAUUGUAUUAGAUGGCCCCACAAAAGGUUCUCAUGAGUCUGUCAGAUCCCAGCUUGCAACUUUUGAUGCAGCUUGGUGCUCUUACCUGUAUCUCUUUGUGGUGUGGAAGGUCAAGGAUGCUAAGCCACUAGAGGAGGAUUUGGUGAGGGCUGCUUGCCAACUCGAACUCUCCAUGAUGCAAGCAUGCAAGAUGACUCCCGAAGGAGAUAGUAGUGGUCUUACACAUGAUAUGAAGGCUAUUCAAAAGCAGGUCACAGAAGAUAAAAGAUUUCUAAGAGAAACAAUCCAACGUCUUAGUGGUAAUGCUGGAAUCAAACGUUUGGAAUGUGCUCUCUCAGACAUGCGAUCUAGAUUUUUUGAAGCAAAGGAGAAUGGGAGCCAGUCAGUGUCACCAAUUAUUUCAUCCUUAGAUUUUUCCAGUUCUUCAGCUGGUUCUUCCUUUUCUGUUUUAGGUAAAGGAAGUAAGCCAGUUGAGGCUGAUAAGGGGCCCAACCAUGUUGUUCACUCCUUGUUUGAGAAUGUUUUCUCUUCUGCACCCAGAGAAAAUUUGCCCACACCCUUUGGUGGUAUUGUAAAUGGUCAACCAGGUAGUUCUUCUGGAGAAAGUUUGUUCAGUGAGAAUGAACUUCUUGUACAUGAAAUUGUCCAUGAGCAUCACCAAGCUUUUAUUGAUAACUUAAGUAAUAAAGAUCAGAGUGAUGUCAAGGAAAAAAUAAGAGAGACAAUGGAGAAGGCUUUUUGGGAUGGCAUCACAGAAUCUAUGAAACAGGAUAAGCCCAACUAUAACCGGGUGGUUGAACUCAUGAAAGAAGUGAGGGAUGAACUGUGUGACAUGGCUCCCCAUACCUGGAGGCAAGAGAUUCUUGAAUCUAUUGAUCUUGAUAUUCUUUCAGAGGCUCUGAUGUCGGAAAUUCAGGACAUGGAUUUUUUUAGAAAAAUCCUGGAGUUUGCAUUGACCACAUUGCUGAAGCUUUCAUCUCCAGCUGCUGAGGAUGAGAUGAAGGAGACCUACAAAAAGUUAUUGAAAGAACUAAAUGAGAUCUCCCAAUCUGGAGAGAAGUCAUCAUUUGUCAUUGCGAUGAUUAAGGGUCUUCGCUUUGUUUUGGAGCAGAUACAGGAACUGAAACGAGAAAUUAGCAAAGCACAUAUAAGAAUUGCGGGACCUCUCAUAAAAGGGCCAACUGGUUUAGAAUACCUGAAAAAGGCAUUUGCCAACCGUUAUAGGUCACCCUCUGAUGCCUCAACAGCUCUACCAUUGACAGUGCAAUGGCUAUCAUCUGUAAAGGGUAGUUCAGAGCAGGAAUGGGGUGAACAUACAGAUUCCUUGUCAGCCUCGAGAACAAGUCAGAUUAGUUCUUCUCAGGGCCUUCCUCCUACCCUUAGGACUGGUGGCAGUGUGCUUGUAUCAUCAAACAGAAGCCAAGGGAAAUCCUUUCCAUCAGUGACAAUUGCUACCUUUACAGGUAACCAACAACCAGAAUGCAAGGGAGAAAGGAUUGAUCUGUUGGUGAGGCUUGGCUUGUUGAAGCUAGUUUUUGGCACAAAAGGGCUAACACUGGAGACCCUACCUGAAACCCUUAAGCUAAAUCUCUCAAGGCUAAAAGCUGUUCAGUCCCAACUUCAGAAGAGUGUUGUUAUUGCUAUCAGCAUGUUGGUUCUCCGCCAGAUCCUUAUUAGUGAGAACUUGGUGACCAGCGCCACAGAGAUGGAGAAAACAGUAUACAAGUCUGUGAAAGAACUCUUUAAUCUCCUGGACAGGGUUGCUGAUGUGGGAGUUGCAGAAAUCAUCGAUGCUAUUGAUGGUUUUUCAGGAGGAGAUAACUUCUCGGAUGCAAAGAAGAUCCAAGCAAGGAGGGAAGUAAUGGCAAACAUGUUAGUCAGGAGCCUAAGGGCUGAGGACGUUGUUUUUAUGAAAGUAUCACAUGCAAUUUACUUGGCAAUGCGAGGAGUGGUGCUCGGGGGAAGUGGAUUGCAGGGUAGAGAAUUGGCAGAGUUAGCCCUUGGACGGGUGGGUGCAACUAUCCUCAUUGAUAACAUUAUAGAGGCAGGAGAGGUUUUGGUCGUGGUAGCAACGGUAUCUAUUUCUGUUCAUGGGCUUUGGUACGCCCACCUGAUCUAAAAUCAUGUGGUUUUGUUCCAGAGAAAGUAGAUAGGUGGAGAAGCGUGGGAAGGGAAAUUUCCAUUUUAUUUUCUAGUGUACAUUUGUCUAUAGUGCAGUUGCACAUCAUAUGAUAUAUAUAUAGAAAGCUGUAAAUAAUGCUCUUCAAUGCUUUUGUUUUGCAUCGGAGUGCAAAUGAAAAGAAUGCAAAUUCUGGUUCAA
Messenger RNA from Nelumbo nucifera (sacred lotus), 3938 nucleotides. RefSeq lists its product as uncharacterized. Gene Ontology annotation, biological process: signal transduction. The record is from RefSeq and is a predicted model, not a curated record. Lineage: Eukaryota; Viridiplantae; Streptophyta; Magnoliopsida; Proteales; Nelumbonaceae.